Coffea arabica (coffee) is the source of this 995-nucleotide messenger RNA. RefSeq lists its product as uncharacterized. Gene Ontology annotation, molecular function: acyltransferase activity, transferring groups other than amino-acyl groups. The record is from RefSeq and is a predicted model, not a curated record. NCBI's taxonomy places the organism in Eukaryota, Viridiplantae, Streptophyta, Magnoliopsida, Gentianales, Rubiaceae.
CACUUAACGUCCAAGGACUAUAUGACUGCUGGCUGACUCAAUUAUGUGACAGCAUGGCCAAAUUCCAGGAUGCUUCCCAGAUACUGGCAGAGUAUAAAAUGCAGAAUGGGUUCAAGAUUUCCGAGUCAAUCCUACCCAAAAACUAUUACUAAGAUUUAAAAAAAAAAAGGAAAAUUCAUUUGUCUUCAAUUCUUCCAUCAUCAUCAUCAUCAUCAACCAAAUUUAUGGAGCAGGUACACCAAAAAAUGGAAGAAGAUGUUCUGUUAAGUUCAGAGAGUACUACGGAAGUUGAAGAUGAUUAUUCAGACAUCAGACUUAGGCUGCCGGACUUAGCAGAUGCUGAUGAUUUCAUGGAGUGGCUUACAGAUGAAAGAGUGAGCAAAUUCUGCUCUUGGGACUGUUACACAUCCAAAGAAGGCGCCAUGGAUUAUCUUGCCGACGUAGCUAUUCCCCAUCCAUGGUACAGAGUAAUAUGCCUGAAAGAUAAGCCUAUUGGUUCAAUUUCUGUGACUCCAUUCCGCGGUAACGAAAUAUGCAGGGGUGAAAUUGGGUAUGUAUUGGCAUCCAAGUACUGGGGCAAAGGAAUUGCUACUAAGGCGGUGAAAAUGGUGGCUUCCACGAUAUUUGUCGAGUGGCCGCAUCUGGAAAGGCUCGAAGCUCUUGUGGACGUUGAAAAUAUGGGAUCCCAGAAGGUGAUGGAAAAGGUUGGCUUCAGCAGAGAAGGUGUUCUGAGGAAGUAUUGUCUUCUCAAGGGCAACCCGAGGGACAUGGUUAUGUUUAGUCUUCUGUCUACUGAUCCCCAAGUCAAUUAUUUUAUGUACGAUUGAAUUAGGCAUCCGAUCCAAGUGAAUCAGGACGGGAGGCAAUUGUUCAUAGAUAAUGUAUAGUUUGAUUAUGAGUGUAUGAAAAAUAUGUAUAAUUUAAUGGUGACCUAACUUUCUUUAUUUAUUCUUUUGAUGAUAUUAUAUAGGACUCCUACAAUGUUUCCUUCGACA